AGGCGCGCGCACGGGGAGGCCUGCGGCAAGCAGCGGAGACGCGGCGCGGCGGGCGAGGGGUCCUUCGCCACUCGCCGUACACCAUACGUUCGGCGGCGCCCUCGCGACUCGCUAGUCAUUACCUAGCCACGGAGCGCUAGUGCUGUUUCGCGGCCGAUCCGAUACGACUGCAUUGCUAUCCUUACACACACAUAGCUAUUUCCUUCGUACACCGUCGCAGCCGCUCAUAUUUACAAACUGUUAAAACAUCUCAACGGCGUUCAUUCUAUUUCGCCAAGGCCGGUACCGAACUUGACCUGUGAUUGUUUGUUAGAACUGUCAGUGCGCGUGUUGUGCUUUAUCGAUAACCUGUAUGACUUCAAGGGCAGAGGCGACUUAUCAAGUUGUGCUUUGGAUGCGGUGUUACAGAAGAGUCCGACUUGAUCCUAGCUUUGUUGCUCUUCUAAAAUAUCCCCUGGUGUUUUGAGAAACGCGUGUUUUCAAAGAUAUUUGGAAUGAUCCAAAAUAAAAGCCUUGUCUACCUACAACCGGACCAGUCGUCCAGGGCGUGGGCGUGAGAUGGCACGCGCGGGCAUGCUGCACAGGGGAGGAAAAAAUGGAGCUGACGGGUGCGACGACGUGCAACGUUCCUUGGAACUCCUGGACCAGGUGUUAAGCGAAUACGACGAAGGGGAACCAAGGUCGUUGGAGGCGCGUGCGCCACCCACGCCGGCCACGCCGGCCACUCCUGCCACGCCCGCCACUGACGACGACUCGCCGCUCGCCGGACACACCUCCGAGGACGAUGGAUACAUGAGCAUGAACGGCAGAAGAGCGAAGUUCGCACUGGGCUUUCGACCGACGGAAGAGCGCGAGGAGGGCUCGCCACCAGAUCCGCCAUCGCCGCACUCACCGCCACCGCCCGAAGAAGCGGAGAGAAUCAUUUCUACCUUAUUGCCUAAAGUAUCGCCCGCAAAUUCUGCAAAACGCACCAAUUCCGUCGAAAAAUGUGGCGCCGAAGAAAAACUGGACUCUAUCAUUAGCGUCAAUGGGAUCACAACUGCGACGCAAACUACAUUUCCGAAGACUAGACAUCAACGUCCAUACGGGUGGGAAAAAGAUAAUAUUGAAACGCAUGGUUUCCAAUUACAACAACCACCGGUGCCUCCGUUCAAAUUUUCUUCACUGCAGCACGGCGCGCGACCACCUUAUCCAGAGAGUAUCCCAAGUUGGCUCCCGCCGAGGCAUUCAGCUCUGCCUAUCACCAAUAAAAAAUCACCUAGUUACGAAAAUCCUCCAGUAUUCCCAUUCAUGGGCUUCUCUAGCGAAUUUAACGACAAGCCUUAUAAUGAACAUCCGGUGACAAUUUAUCCUGGACCUAACAUUCAGUAUAAUCGCCAGUCACAUUCUCCGACGUACAAAAUUUCUCCAUCCAAUAGUAAGAGCAUCGAUAAAAGAAACGUCAAAAGGGACAGCAGGUCGGAUGGGGAAAUGCUGUCGCCAAAGAGUAAAUUACCUCCGCGUACUCUCGCCAGUUCUAUGGAGAGACAUAGAGAAGUGUGUAGAGGAUCCUCGGAGGACGUGAUGGAUGGCUGCAAAUUGCGAGGUUCGAGCAGAGGCAACGAUGAAGAACAUUUUUCGGAUGACUCGCUAGAAGAGUCGUUCCCGCCACCGCCGCCCGCAGUCAGCACACCUUCGAAACGCAAUUCCAUUGCUUGGGAAGUGUCUCUCGAUGGUGACGAUCCCCUUCUCACACCAGGAAGUACAAAGGUUAUAGGGAGACGACGAAGGAAAUCCGGAGACCAAUCUCAUUCAAGCACCAGUUCCAUACCUCAACGUUUAGAUGACGACUGGGGUGAAGAAUAUUGGCCUCCACCUCCACCGAUAUCUCAAUGCGAACCUAUCGCGUCACCAAUUUCGGAUGCAGAACCCGAACUUCGUCGAACCCAAGAUCUUGCCUCAGGCACAUACGUCAUUAGAAAGGGCAAGAAUCGAAAACAAUUACCAGCCUUUAAUAAAAAUGCCAAUAAUAAGACACAAUCUAAUUCCAAUAACCUCAUACAGAGUCAUAGUUUAAACAGAAGCAUCGACAAAUCCAUAGAUGGCUCCAGCAUUUCAAUAAGUGGGUCAGGAUCUGUCGGUUCCUACAAUUCUAGGCCAAGUUCGGAUUUAAGUUUACCUCAAUCACGAUAUAGUGCUGACCUAAAUUCGCGAUUAAGUCGGGAACUUAACACUCCAAACUCUAGAUAUAGUAUUGACCUUUGUACUCCGAAUUAUAGAUUAAGUAAAGAAAUUACGUCACCUAAGUCAAGACUAAGUUUGGAUCUCAAUAAUGGUCAAGAUAGGUACAUAAAUCCAGAGUAUUACGCACAUAGUCCUAAAAGUAGACAAGUAAAUAGUGAUAAAAUUACUAUUGGAUCCAAGAAUAAUAGUGUUCAAAAUAAAUUGUCUCCGCAGGCUAGAUUUACAGAUUUUAAAAAAUAUUCUUCUACUUUUGAUAAUAUUCAGUCUCUAAUAAAAGAGGGUAAAGUUGAAGAGACUCCUCCAUCAGAAUGCAAUGAAACCGUUGGUGAACUUUCUACCGUGCCUCCAAAUAUGGUUCGUGUUAUAUCGCUUCCAAGUCUAGGAGCCGAAGGAGACAGCAAUAGUGCUAGUCGUCAAGCUCUCAUAACUACCGUCGAGGAAGAGGAAGACCAAGAAAGCGGGGAACCAGGAUCUAGCGGCGAGACUUCACCGCUUCGCAAAAUUGAAAAUAAUAUUAGCGCAAUACUGAGCCAAGGUCGGGACCAAAAACUUUUUACCCCAUACGUACCAAAAGACUGGAAUAUUCAUAAGGACGAGUACUGUGAUGAAAUAUCUAAAGAUAUAUUAGAAAAGCAUUUUCGUUAUAGCUCUAGGGAUAAACAAAAAAGACACGAUAUUCAAAAAUCAUCAAGCCACAAUGAAAUUCAGACUCAGAGAUCGAUAGAGAGGCGAGAGCGAUCGUCUAGUAGAAGAUCAAAUAGCAUGCAUAAGUCAACCAGUGCUAAAGACGUGCCAGUUGGUUUAAUGCGGCAACCGUCUUCUUCUGAUUCUGCAGUGUCAAGUGGAGGCGAUUUCCCUCUAAAUGUUCAAAUUGUAGAGCAUCCGUAUAGGCAUAAUCAGUUACCCCCAUCGCCAAAUAUGGGGCACGAAAUGGGACCCUUACCGCAAACGCCAGAAUCUCCAAAGUUCCCACCUUUGCCGCCCUCGCCUGUACAAGAAGUAGAAGAUGAGUACACAGAAAUCAUGCAACCCACAGACAGACGGCACGGCAAAAAAGCCGAUACUCUACCGACACCCACUUUAGAAUCUAGAAGAAGGCCGUCAGAACCGCCUGCAGUGCCCCCACAUCGCGAUACCACAAACAGCCUUAAAACGAGAUCAAUGGAGACCAGUUACAAUAAGAAUAGAAGAAAUAGUAAUUUCAAAAGUGGUUCAACAGACAGAAGAACUUUACCUACUGAUACUGGAGCUAGCGGUGCCAGACGAAGAACCCUACAGCGCCAGAGUCGGGAAACCUCGUCUAACGUGCGCGGUCAACUUCAGACAUCAGCUAGCCUGCCAGAAACACCGGUGUUCGCUCGUGGUUGUGAUGUACCACGAACGCCGCCGAGGAAUUCCACUGGACCGCCGAGAAACAAUACUGUUAACUCUAUGCAGACCAUUGGAAGUAGCGCAACAUUAGGAGGCUAUGGACGUGGUUCUGUGAUGGGUACCUCUGGAGUAUGUACUGGAGCGGAUCUGCUUCGCUUAGGCGGACCCCCACGCGGCUGGUACCCCAGACAACGACAUCGGCCGGCUUCAACGGAGCACCUGGACAGAAUAACAACAUCGUCAAAAAUAGCGUUGGACCACCCCGUGGCCUGGGAGAGUUCAGCGGCACGUAAACCACUGACGCUGCCUCCAAACUUGACGCCCAAAUUCUUCCAGAAGUCCCCAAGAGAAGCAUUACGAAGAGUAACGAGUCUAUUAAUACGAAAAGGAAACAAUGGGAAGGAGAAGGAAAAUUCCCGAAGCAAGGAGGCGACUUCACCAGCGGCCCGUUCUGCUAACGGCGAGGAGCAUCCAGGCCAGAAACAAAGAAAAGGUUUUUUUAGAAGUCUUUGGAAGAAAUCUCGCCAUUACUCUUUAGAACAUCCGUGACCAUGUCAAGAAACUGAUAGUCUGUUCUCGACUUUGAAAUCCCUACCGUGAAAACUUAGUCACGUUUUUUGUACUACAAUCGAUAUCCUUUCGACCUGAACAAUUUAUAAUUAAUGAUAAUGUUAAUGACUCAUAAAGAUUGCUAUAACAUUUGGUGAGUGUUAGGGAUAAUUGUUGUAUUAACAUGUGCGUGAAUGUGGCUUUGAAAUUAAAAAAAUAAUAUAAUCUUAGUUUGGCUUUGAAAAGAGACGUUUUAGUUUGAAGGGAUUGUAUCGGGGUAUUUUCUAACCAAUACCGUGGUUAGUUACAAUGCGUUAUUUACUUUAAGGCAUUGCAUCUAUUCUAGAAACACAACUAACUUUUCUUUGAUAUACAUAAAAUAGUCUGUAGAAAUGUAGAUAACCCACGUAGUAAGUUAUGUACAUCUGGUUUUUGAAUUUUCUUUUUUAAAUUAUUGUUAACCAAUAUUAGAAAAUAAUAAAGAUAAUUCCUUCAAAUCUGUAAUAAGUAAAGUUUACAAUAGACACCACAAUACUAUGUAAGGUUCUUAAUUUUUUUCUUUUUAUUAGAAUUAGAUAUGUAAAAUGAUCUUGUGUGGUAUAUAUUAAAGAACCAAAUCACUUAUAGACUACCAGUUUUAACAUUUUAUACCAACCCUUGUAUUCGAGUGUACUUAAUUCUUAUUAUUGUAGAUUUUGUCAAAGGAAAUAAAAUAUGUUCAUUAGCAAAGAGGUGUUUGAUUUAUUUAGGGAUGAAUUAAAAGGAAACGAAUUCAUUAUAAUACAAAUCAUUUUAUUAUUAGAUAGACACAGUUCCCAUCGCUUAUCAGAAACAAUGUACAAAGCUAUAGUAGUAAUAUCAAAUAUAAACAAUAUGCACCCUUCGAUUACUGUAAGCCUUGUUUUGAGGAUACAGGAUUAUAAUUGAGCGCUUCUAGUUUCUGCAGAUAAAGAGACAGUAUUGAACAGAAUGCAAAUGUUUAUUAUUCACUACACAAGUUCAUAAAGACAGCACAAUGAAAAGGGAAGCAUAGCGAAAGACGACGCGCGAGGGCGUCGCCCGCGCGCCGCGCGCGUCCGAACUUCUCACACGAUGGUUCCAGUGGGACUAGAGAUUUUCAAUUUAAAUUGUUACAUGCAUCUUGGGUUACAGUGUCUUUCAAUUCGUAACAAGCCCUUACACAAAUGCCUAUUUGUAAUUACAUAUAUAUCGUUACAGUAAUUUCAUUACGUGGUUAUUAAAAUUUCAUUUCAAGCGUCUGGUAUUACCGCUCGUUCGGAUUUCAUAAAUAAAUUCCAUAUUAAGUCGUACUCGUAACCACAGUGACUCCUUAAAAAGUAAGUUCCACGCGAGAUGUAAAGAUUAUCAUAAUCAGACUGCUUGAAAAGAAAUCCAAAAAAAUCUCUAUACACCAUGCUUUAGGACCUCCCCGCGAAGCCGUACAUUUAGCCUCGCCGUGCGUCGAGGUCGACAAAAGCAAAUUUUAAAAUACAAAUAAAACCAUCCUGCAGAAACAAUUACUCCAUGGAACAGGUGAGCGUAUAAAAAAUCCAAAAUCCGCAAAGUAAUCGCGCCUGCAGCCGGCGGCUAAGCGCAUCAGACACUGAUGGCGCCAUAAUUUAUCAAAUAUCAAAACAAAUGACGGUCCUUAUCACUUUUAUAGAAUAUACAAAAUGCAGUUACUUAUU
Maniola jurtina (meadow brown) is the source of this 5831-nucleotide messenger RNA. RefSeq lists its product as uncharacterized. The coding region runs from base 559 to 4143 and encodes 1194 amino acids. The transcript is spliced from 15 exons. NCBI's taxonomy places the organism in Eukaryota, Metazoa, Arthropoda, Insecta, Lepidoptera, Nymphalidae. The record is from RefSeq and is a predicted model, not a curated record.